Molecule: messenger RNA, 2351 nt
Organism: Daldinia caldariorum
Lineage: Eukaryota; Fungi; Ascomycota; Sordariomycetes; Xylariales; Hypoxylaceae
Exons: 2
Coding region: 231-2132 (633 amino acids)
Biological process (GO): positive regulation of gene expression
Source: RefSeq, a predicted model, not a curated record
UCGUUCGAGUCUUACCUGUCGCUCCCUCGUGUGGAGAAACACAAGCCCACCACCGAUCAUUUAGGUAUACCAAGCAAUUCUCCAAACUUGCGGCCCGCCUUGGCAUCCAUCAUCUUUUUUGUCCGCGCUCAGCCCGUCGCUCCUAUUUCCGGAGCUAGCAGACGGGCCGGCAGAAAUUAACACGCUUGACAUCAUUCGGCAUUCAGUGUUUAGCGAUUCAAUUGCCCGACAUGUCUGCUCCAGUCGAAGUCGAAAAGGGGGCUAAUCCUGCGCCGCGGAGCCAAGACCCGGUGUCGCGAGCGGGAACCACUAAUGGGGUCAACAAUGAGAAGAAUGUCCAACAGGUCUCCGACGACCAUCCAACACCUGAAGACGAAGCUCAUCCACACCCAGACGCCACCAAUGAGAAGUUAGACGGUCCUCUCCCUCGUACCAAUACGCUUAAACACAAGUUUAAAGAGCAGAAGGAGAAAAUCAAGACUAAAACUACGCCUCCCGGCGGCUUUGACCCUACACCAAUCCCCGAUGCUCCUCAGGGAUAUACUGUGAAAUUUACAUUUCAUCGCGCUGAGAACCUACCCGCUGCCGAUCUUAGUACGGGGUCGUCGGAUCCCUUUUUAACCGCUACCUUAACAACUUCGCUGCCGAAAAGACAUAAGGAAGACCCGGAUCUCGUUUAUCGGACGCGCACGAUAAGGAAGACUCUUGAACCACAAUGGGAACAGGAUUGGAUUGUGGCCAAUGUCCCAUCGUCUGGUUUCAAGCUAAAAUGCCGUUUAUACGAUGAAGACUGGCCGGAUCACAACGAUAGGCUCGGUAAUGUGACCAUUCUAGUCAAUCGCGUUAGUGAGAAUUGGGAAGGCAUUGGACCUGAAGGCCAGGAAUUCGAGGUCAAGAAGCGCAGUGGUAGCAAGCGCGCAUAUAUUCUCAAGGCUUGUGCGAGUGCUUUCACCAAAGAUGUCUCUUUGACCCCGAGGCUAUACAUAAGUGCCGUAGUUUCAGGCAAGUCGGAUCCGCCUUACGGCCAAAUGUAUACCGUUGGUCCCACUUACUACUUCAAGCACUUCUCGCCUAUGAUCGGCCGGAUGACAGGUAUCAAGGUGAACAAGGACGAGGCUGAUGACUCACAUGAACACGAUGCAGAUGCAGCGACAUCUGCGUCUCAUCGUAAUGGCAAGCAGGCUGACAGAAGAACUCAAAAAUACGAUUUCCAGGCCAACGAGAUCCAGCUAGCCGGUCCGGUCCCAGAGAGAUUGUACCAUAGAUACGUCGAAUUCCGGCCUAUCAUCGGACUUUUAUUCAGGAGUCGUGGACUACGUGGUAAGAUUUUGAACAAGGCUCUCCACCACCAACACCACCGCAUAUACAACUUCGAUAGCGGUACGCUUUGGGGUGCUUUUGAACCGUGCUCGGAGGAAGCCAGUCUCCAAUUCCUGAAGAUGGCACAUUUCGACGAAGGGGGUCGGAUAUUUACAUAUGUGAUCACUCUAGACGGGAUCAUGAGGUUUACAGAAACCGGAAAGGAAUUUGGUAUCGACCUUCUCAGUAAACACACUAUGCACAGCGACGCCGCGAUAUAUAUCGCUUGCUCAGGAGAGUUCUUCAUCCGCAAGCUGAAAAAACCAAGAGGAAGCGCUGAUCCCGAACCCCGCGAGCCUACUCACCCUGAAGAACAUAUCCAGGGAGGACCACCCAAAGAAAGUCCACCUACUAGGCCCGAGUAUUACCAGUUGAUUAUUGAUAAUGACAGCGGUACAUACCGUCCCGAUAAAUCGGUGCUACCAGACCUGAAAAAGCUGCUAGAGCGUAACUUUCCAGGUCUCGAUAUCGUGACACUACCGUGCGACGAUCCAGAACACCAGAAAUUAAAAGCGGCCCAGGUCAAGGUGAAGAAGAGGGAAGGUCGCACGAUUAAUAUGGUGCUGAACCGUAGCCCUAGCGCGAGCUCGUUUAGCUCGGACGAUAUAAGUGAUCUUGAGGAUAUGGAACGAGCUGGAGAAGUCGGACGUAAGAGUAAAAAGGAGAGGGCGCUGGAUCUGCUUGAGGAGCCUCGGCGGUUCAAGGAGUUGAGAGGGAAAAAACCUGCGGAUGCAGUAUUAAGCGGGCCAAGCGGCAGCGGUGUGGCCACCUAACGAACCGACCGCUUGUUAUCAGAUCUUUUCUCGAGUUUUGUUGCUCUUUGAUUUUCCAAUGUGGGAAUUGGUAUCCGGGCACUUGAUUUUUUUUUUUGAAUACAACAACAACGAACGACUGAUCUGGCUACAAUGACCAUACUAAAGGAAUUUAGCUGGUCAUUUUUUUAUGACGAUUUCUUACACAAAUUUUUGAUUCCCCAACUACUUUCUAUCAUC